Solanum stenotomum is the source of this 2036-nucleotide messenger RNA. RefSeq lists its product as uncharacterized. The record is from RefSeq and is a predicted model, not a curated record. Lineage: Eukaryota; Viridiplantae; Streptophyta; Magnoliopsida; Solanales; Solanaceae. The transcript has 8 exons. Bases 114 to 1010 code for a protein of 298 amino acids.
AUUUUACUACACUUAUUUAGCCCAGGAAUCCAGAGGAACAAUUCUACUGGUCUACUACUUGUGAACUCAAGUGUUUACCCCGGCUAGUCCGCACUCCGAAAAAUCCUUCAAGAAUGAGAACCAAAUCUGUAGUUGCAGCCGGUUUCUUCCUGCUGUUGAUCCUUACAACGUCUCGUGGCUUCCAGUCCGACGAGCUUCUCAUCGACGAUGAAGAGUUUGGUGUCGAAGGUGGAAUCCGAUCCCGAUCCCGUUCCGAUCCCAACAACGUCAACGCAGCAACACCUCAGUCGACCCGGAAGAGGUCGGUCUCUGAUUCAGAUUCAAAGAUCCAGUUCCCUCUGGAACAUGCCUUUGGUGACUCCAACUUCUUCCCUGCCGGCACCUUUACUGCUCGCCUCAAAUCUUCUUCUCAUGGUUCCCAGAUGCAAACGCUGACAAAGCUUCGCUUCUCCAGAAAUGCUUUUAAUGGAACAGAGAAGGAGGAUUUCGAAAAACUCUUGAAAGGUGAUGACUUUUACAGAAUAAGAGUACCAUCCAACGUAUUGAACCUUCCUGGCAGAGAAUACGUUGUUUCCUCAGUGAAAGCAAGGUGUCUUCCACGGGAUGGUUUGGAGGAGCACUUUGUCAUGCAUAUGGACGGUGUGAAUAUUCUGGCUGUUAAUUAUGGUUCCCCUGGUGCAUGCCAGUACCCUCGUCAAUUGAAGUUUCCUGCAAAAUGGUCCUUUAACUCGCAUACAGUCCUAAAAUCUACUGAGCAGGCACCCAGAACACCUAUAUUUUCAGAAGCUGUUGUUGGAGAGAAUGCAGAGGGCGACGAAGUGCAGCCUCCAGAGAGAUCUUUCUGGGCUAAAUAUUGGAUGUAUUUGAUCCCUCUUGGACUCAUUGUUAUGAAUGCUAUGACCCAAGCUAUGAACUUGGCUGAAGAACAGACUAGUGGACAAGCAGGGGCUCAAGGACAACAGGCAAUUGGUGCUCAACGUGCACAAAAUACUGUGGUACGAAGAAGAUGAUAGUUGAGUAAGUUGGAAGUUUGUGCAAGUACUUCUGUGGUUUCUCUUCAUUAUCGAUUUAUACUUCCGUAGAAUCUGAACCCAGGCCCCGUCAAUUUCCUGGUUGCCUUCUUCCAGAGAAUGUGGCCUCACACAUUUUAAUUAUAAAUUGUAUUAGCCCUUCUUAGGUGUCUAAAAAUAAUGUUUAAGUAGUUUUGAUUAUAUUUAAAUUACAGCAACAUGUUAAUCUUGAAGUAUUUUUUCAAUUUUGUUCGUUGUUUGAGUUUUCUUCUAGUGUCUUUUAUGUAACGACUAGUUGUCUCAACAAGCUUUGAGUUCCAAAAAUUGAAUUUUACUUUGAAAUGGACAGAUGCAAAAAGAAAAGCACAGUGAUUGGUCAUCUGAAACAUUGACCAACUUUCGUGGGUGCAGUGUGCACUUGUACUUUCUUCUUGUACGAGACAGCACAUAUGUCUUAAUUGUCUUUGAUGCUUCAAUUUCUGUUUAUUUCAUCUCUCUGGAAAGAUAACAUAUCUUUAUAGGUCGUUUGAACUCUUCUAGUAUCUGUUUUUAGAGUUAUAAUGGUGCAGGGUCAUGUCUGUUUUGAUUUCCCUUUUGAGAAAGGAUUGAUGAUUGCAAUUAGAAAGAUAGGGAGGGCAUGGGGUCUGUACUGUUUUAUCUUCGUGUAUGGUGUAAGGCCUGAGCUUAUGCAUUCUGCUAGUGAAGCUUUGGUUGAAACAAAAAGAGGGUUUUGCGUUGAAAACAUUAUCCUUGUGCAAAUGCAGAUGAUGCUUCCUCCUCCUGUCGAAGACCCAUCUUUUCUUAGAAGAGAAAUCCUCUCAAAUUCCGUUCUUGGUAGGAGUUAAUCAUCAUUUGCAUUCUACAAUUGGUGCUUUAUUAGAAGCAAAUAGUUGAUUCUGGCAUUCACUUUUUUUUUUUAUAGUUAUUCCUGCACACACACAGGUAUACGUGAUCGAUAAGCAAUAAGUAGAGGUUUGGACUUAUGAUUAUUAUUAUCUAUUAACUAAAUUAAGCUAUUACAAAUUA